GUUACCAAAUGUUUUCUAGUCAAAAGUAUUUUUAUUGGCGGCACUUUUUUGUCACGGGAGGACUUUUCUUUUUUAAAGUUAUCUGUCUUUUACCUUUAUAUUCUCUCUAAGUGAUUUAAAUAACCUUUAAGCCAAUAUGAAUCCAACUGUCGACUGUUCCGAGACCCCAGUACUAAAAAAGAAACCUGAAUUGGAUGGGGAGCUCAUUAUAAAAGAAAAGGCUGAAAAGCAUUAUGAAACAGGUAUUAUUUCCAUGGCACAUUCUCAGUUUGAUAAGGCCGUGUCCUGUUUCUCAAAGGCCAUAGUGCUCCAGCCACAUAAGACUCAGUUUUAUGUCCAGCGGGCAGAAGCAUAUCUUCAACUGUGUGACUUUCAGUCUGCAGCACUGGACUACAAACAUGCCAGAAGACUAGAACCACAAACUGAGGCCUACCAUCAACGACUCGCCUUCAUACACUACCUACAGGGCCAGUGUCUUUUUGAUCUAGGCAACUUUCUGGAGGCUUUAGAGUCCUUCACAAAAGCUGCAGAACUCAAACCCGACUUUCAACCUUAUCGUAUGAGAAGCUUAGCUUGUCUGAGCGCCCUGGGUCGUUACUUUGACUGUCUUCGACUGGUCAAUAACUGGCUGGAGACGGAUGGCCUUUCAGCAGAUCUCUUCACUCUGAGAGCUCGCCUUCACCAUCAGCUCAAUCAGAUGACCCUGUGCUGUCAUGACUUGAAGUCGGCACUCAGCAUGAAACCGUGCUGUCCAGAGGCGCUUGCACUAUUAGGGAGACUAAAGGAAGCAGCGGAAGAGUCCCAUCAGGCAGCUGUUGAUAAGGCAUUAAAGGGAGAGCUUUCAGAGGCACUGGGCAAAAUAAACAGUGCUAUGGAGUUCAUCCCAAAUAAAGCACAGUACUACCUAUUCAGGGGAAUUCUGUAUCGGCGCCUAAAAGACUUCACUGCUGCCAUUGAGGACUUGGUUCUUGCUGUUGAGUUUUGUGGGAUUGAAGAAGAAUCUCCUCAGGGAAAGCCCCAAGAUGACUCUGAUGGUUUAGAGGAAGAAGCACAGACCCAAAUGGUGCUCACGUACAAUGAUUUUGCCAUUCAGUGCUUCUCCCAGGGUCUGUACAGUGAAGCUGUCAUACUGCUGAACAAGGCCAUAGAGAAACAAAGAGAUGCAAGUGAACUGUUCAUCAACAGAGGAGAUAGUUUUUUUAAGCAGUGUGAAUGGACCUUUGCUCUGGCUGACUAUCAGCAAGCUGAGGAGUUGGACCUGGAAAACACAGCUAUCUGGCUACGACUUGCUGUUAUUCACAACACACUGGGUCUGCAGAGCUACGAAGACAAGAAGUUCCAGGAAGCAGCAGAAAGGUUUUCUGUUGCAAUAAAGUACAACCCUGGUGUAGUUCAGUAUUAUGAGAAUCGAGCCAAAUCUUUUAACAAACUGGGCAAAACAGAGGAGGCCAAAAACGAUGCCAUCAGUGUUCUUGUCUUAGAGCCCACCAAUGACCAGGUGGUGCCAUUGCUGUUAAGUCUGCUCCCAGGAUGCUCCUUGACUGAUAUCAUGUCGUGUGCCACUGCACAAUCUGUCAAAACCCUGCUCAUGGAAAAGAUUGAAAUGUUCAACCUUGCAGUCUCCUGUAUGUCAAGAGUAGGCAGAAUGGCCCUCGCCAAGGAUGACAGUCAAUCACAAUCAUCCUCACAGAAGUUACAGGGGCAGAAGACGGAACCUUGUGAUACUACAGUAGACGUUCACAGCAAACUAGUCAAGAAAAAACAACAGCUGAAUCAAGCUGUGAAAAGAGUCCUGCAGCAGAAACAGCCCCUGCACUUUGACGGACCCCGUCUAGCCCCCGCCCGCCCCGUUCGUGAACACCCCAGCGCGCAGACCCAGCGGCCAUAUGUGUGGAGGAAGUUUGGGGGCUUCGGACUCAAUUGUUGAAGACUGGAUAAAAAGAUGCAUCAUACACAGCAGCAGAGGGUGUAGCAGUUGAGUUUGGCUGCGUUACGUCCCGUUCCAGCAUAACGGUUCUUCUUGGGCAGCAGCAGAAUAAAGGACAUGGCCAGAGACACGUGGUAGAAACUGUGAACAUAAGCGUAGUCCCACUCCU
This is a messenger RNA of Danio rerio (zebrafish), 2096 nucleotides long. The record is from RefSeq and is a predicted model, not a curated record. Lineage: Eukaryota; Metazoa; Chordata; Actinopteri; Cypriniformes; Danionidae.